Molecule: messenger RNA, 2898 nt
Organism: Schizosaccharomyces octosporus yFS286
Lineage: Eukaryota; Fungi; Ascomycota; Schizosaccharomycetes; Schizosaccharomycetales; Schizosaccharomycetaceae
Product: phosphoglucomutase
Exons: 3
Coding region: 352-2115 (587 amino acids)
Biological process (GO): purine ribonucleoside salvage; carbohydrate metabolic process
Molecular function (GO): phosphopentomutase activity; magnesium ion binding
Source: RefSeq, a predicted model, not a curated record
ACGGAAAGACCUAAUAGCCUUGAGAAAAAUAAAGUAGCCUCAUUCUUCGUAUUAUAGUCAGAUUAAAGUAGUUGAGUCACGUUAAAUCAUGUUGCUCUUUAUCUUCUAUAAACAGUAAAAACAAAAGCUGAUUAGUCUCGUAGGUGAAUAUAUCAGUUUUAAUAUUACAACUUGAAUUUCCAUGUUUUAUCCUAUCUUACAACAACAUUUGCCUGAAUUUCUUCGAGGUAUACUCGUAAGUCCAUCUUACUUAAAGUGAUCCACCACCUACUGUUUAUUAGAACAACUUUUUACUGUGAUAAAUACUUAGGGUCAGUCCUCAAAAGUCUGAUUUAUUCUUAAUCCUAUAAAAUGGACUCUUUCUUACAAAAUUUGGUGAAUGAAUGGCUUGCAAUUGAUCAAAAUGAGACUACACGGAAUGAAGUGAAAGACUUGUUAAAUGCUGGUGAUUAUGUAACUUUGAAGCAAAUUAUGCAACCAAGAAUUGGAUUUGGUACUUCUGGUUUACGAGCGGAAAUUGGGGCAGGAUUUGCUCGUAUGAACAGUUUAACCGUCAUACAAGCUUCACAAGGAUUUGCUGAAUAUUUAAUUCAGACAGUACCUGGAUCCCAGGAAAUGGGCGUCGUUGUAGGUCAUGAUCAUCGACAUAACUCGCAACAAUUUGCUCGUUUAACUGCUGCUGCUUUUUUGAAUAAAGGUUUCAAAGUGUAUGCUUAUGGAUUUCUUAUUCAUACACCACUUGUUCCAUUUACUGUUAAAAAUCUGAAAGCUGCUGCUGGUGUUAUGAUUACUGCUUCACAUAACCCAGCUGCUUACAAUGGUUACAAAGUUUAUUGGAGUAAUGGAUCCGCGAUUAUCCCUCCUCAUGAUAAAGGAAUAGCUACUUGUAUAGACAAGAAUUUGAAGCCAUUAGUCUGGGACGAGAACCUUGUCCAUCAUCAUAUGCUGGCGAAUCGUACUUUUUCGACAGACGUACUAAAACAAUACUGGUCUCAGCUUCAUGAGUUUCACAGUGAGAAUACCUUUUCCUUGGAUAUGAAGCCAUUGAAGUUUGUCUAUACUCCUAUUCAUGGAGUUGGUCUUCCUUUCGUUACGUCUGCGUUGGCUCUAUUUGGUGAAAAAGCUGACAUGAUUUCCGUUCCUCUUCAGGAUUCACCAAAUCCUGAUUUUCCAACCGUCAAAUUCCCCAAUCCAGAAGAAGAAGGAGCACUGGAUCUUGCAUAUAAACAAGCGGAUGCUCAUGACGUUUCUUACGUCUUAGCAACCGAUCCUGAUGCUGACCGCUUUGCAUUCGCCGAGAAGAUAAACAACGAGUGGAGAUGUUUUACUGGUGAUGAAGUUGGCUGUAUUCUUGCUUACUUCAUAUUUCAAGAAUACAAGAAUGCAGGCAAACCUGUAGAUGAUUUUUAUGUGCUAUCUACCACCGUUUCCAGCGCUCUAAUGAAGUCAAUGGCAAAAGUCGAAGGGUUUCAUCACGUUGAAACACUAACAGGUUUUAAAUGGCUCGGUAACGCCGCUGCUGAAUUAGAAGACCAAGGUAAAUUCGUGGGAUUAGCUUACGAAGAAGCCCUUGGCUAUAUGGUGGGUGGCAUUGUAAAAGAUAAAGACGGCGUGAAUGCUUUAUUAACUUUUUUGCAUCUUCUUAAACGUCUAAAGCUUCAACAACUUUCCGUUACUCAGGUUUUUGAUGAGAUCUCUCAAAAGUACGGUUACUACGUAACUCAAAAUUCUUACUUCUUCUCUCGUGACAAUUCGAAACUUCGAGGUUUGGUGGAUGCCCUUCGUAAGAGUAAUACGGAAAAUGGAUACCCAACAAAGUUAGGGAGCCGAAACAUAACUAGUGUUCGUGAUUUGACUGCUAAUUAUGAUUCCACAACAACAGAUAAGAAAGCUAAGUUGCCGGUUUCGAAGAGCUCAGAUAAUGUAACAUUUGAGCUUGAGAAUGGCCAAGUCAUCAUGACCAUUCGUACUAGUGGUACUGAGCCUAAACUUAAGUACUAUAUAUGUGCAAGAGGUAGUACAUCAGAAGAGGCCCAGCAGAAUGCUAGAGAGGUUUGUGCGGACAUUAAAGAUGAAUGGUUUAAGCCCAUGCAGAAUGGUUUGAGCAUGCCUUAAUGAUUGUAUGGACUUAUUCUUUUCAUGCUAAAAAGCGAUUGUUGUUAAAUAUAUAUCCUUGAUGCAAUUCUUUAUAUUCGAAAAAAAAAAUUAACGCUAAUGUACUUCUAAAUUAUAGAAGCGAUUCAAUGAGAUUAACCAAAUUUGACACAAUUUAAACUAACUGAACGAAAUGACAGUGAAGACAUUUCAAUUAGAGAAGCAUAGCCAAAUUCAUAUCCAACGGAUGACUACAACAUAACUGGGGAAGUUGUGAGUAUUUACUUUGUAGGACAUGUCGGAUGCCUUGAAGCAAUUGUAUAUAGGAAGGCUGAGGAUUUUGAGAUAAAACCUCACGAAAAGCAUACGAAAGUGCACCCGUUGCAAAUCCGUUAACGUUUGUAUCAGCACUUGUUUGAUUAUCUUUACAACCGGAGAUAGAAAUAACAUCAGCUGGUGAAAACUUGUAUUGUCUGGAAUAUUGAAGAGCAUUAUUAUGGAAUCCACCAGAGGCGCUUUGAACAAUGUUUUUCACAUUGCUGAAAAUACCUCCAAUAUCACCAGCCAUAUACGACAUACCAGCAUGUAGAACAUUCAUACCUGAUUCCUUAAGCAUAUUCGGUUCUUUAAGUACACCUUUAGUAGAGUAGGUAAAAGGAAGGUCAAGAGCACCUCCAGAAUGACAGGCUAAAGAUUGUUAGUCCAGUGUAAUUGUUAUGGUGAUCAACAUACAGUCAAAAAUGGCCGUCAAGCGACAUCCAGGAGGUAAAGGUCGGACCAUAAUGUCAUGCAUCUCAUCAUCGA